AUGGAUCUAUUGCCGUCUAAUUGGUUCAGAUUAUUUUCAUGUGCUUUAGGCAUCAUAUUUCUAAACGCACUGAUAAAUGGUGUGCCAGCCAAUCGGACGGACGACCCCUGCUCUCCCAACCCUUGCAACAACCGUGCCAUCUGCCGUAGCCGUGGUGACGGCUACUCGUGUUUCUGCGUGCCUGGUUACCAGGGCCGGCUCUGCCAGCUGGAGGUGGAUGAGUGUGCGUCCCAGCCGUGUCGCAACGGGGCCACCUGCGUGGACCAGGUGGGCACGUACAGGUGCACCUGCAGCCCAGGAUACACAGGUGAGAAGGAAGAAAGGUUCAUCUACUUCCUGUUUAAGAUGAGAAGCAGGGGGGCAGAGGGGGAUUAG
This is a messenger RNA of Hypomesus transpacificus, 375 nucleotides long. RefSeq names its product delta-like protein 1. NCBI's taxonomy places the organism in Eukaryota, Metazoa, Chordata, Actinopteri, Osmeriformes, Osmeridae. Gene Ontology annotation, biological process: Notch signaling pathway. The record is from RefSeq and is a predicted model, not a curated record. Bases 1 to 375 code for a protein of 124 amino acids. The transcript is spliced from 2 exons. Gene Ontology annotation, molecular function: Notch binding; calcium ion binding.